AGCGAUUAGUGCUGCCUGGGCCCUGCGUGCCCUGCGUGCCGCGGCUCUUUGCGUCUGCGUACUGUGUUCGCCUCCCUUUCUGAUCCCUCGGCCGCCAUGGCGCCCGUGAAAAAGCUUGUGGCAAAGGGGGGCAAAAAAAAGAAGCAGGUCCUGAAGUUCACCCUUGACUGCACACAUCCUGUAGAAGAUGGAAUCAUGGAUGCUGCCAAUUUCGAGCAGUUUCUCCAGGAGAGAAUCAAGGUGAAUGGCAAAGCCGGGAAUCUCGGUGGAGGGGUGGUCACCAUCGAAAGGAGCAAGAGCAAGAUCACCGUGACUUCCGAGGUGCCUUUUUCCAAAAGGUAUUUGAAAUAUCUCACCAAAAAAUAUUUGAAGAAGAAUAAUCUACGUGACUGGUUGCGCGUAGUUGCUAACAGCAAAGAGAGUUACGAAUUACGUUACUUCCAGAUUAACCAGGAUGAAGAGGAGGAGGAAGAUGAGGAUUAAAACUCCUUUGUCUGGAAUAUUUUUUAUGAGUUCUUGAAUAAAACUUGGGAACCAAAACGGUGGUAUAUCCUUGUAUCUCUACAGUACGGAUUGACGGGGAAAUUGGCAGUCACAGCCAUGGGCUUCACUGGGCUGCUGCUCACUUACAGUUAGACUUUUUUUCUGCUUGAAAACUCCAGUUCCCAGGGUGGCAACACCAGAAAGUCAGGAGGAGGCUGCUUGAGGGAACUGAGAACCAUCCACCCCUGAGCCGGUAGAGGAGGGUGUGGAGAUGGACAGCAGACUUGUCCUUUUAUUUUAAAACAUGUAACAUUCAGUUUCAUUUGAAUGUGAUCUCCAAGGAAGAUUCAGGAGUGAGUAUAUAAUGUGGUUCCUCAGUCAUGGAAAGCAAGAUAGGUGAUUUCUUUCCAGGAAAAUGGCAGUGUCAAUAAAAUGCAGGUUUCUGGGACAUUUGUCUACUUUUUAAUUCCAAGUUAUUCUUGAUGCUCACAGUUACAUAUGCUAAUCCUUUUUCUUCCUAUAGAAAUAAGAUGUGAUCCUUUAGCCUUCUUGCAUAUUCUGCUCUCCAUAAAAGGGUUCGGAGAGCAAUUGUGAAAGUUCUGAAGUAAAUGUGUACAGAAAUGAAUUUGUAAACUGUGGCUUCUGCAAGUCUUUGCCAUUCUGGUGUCCAGCAGAGGGCGCUGGAGACAGCGGCAGAGCUUCCAGGUGUGGCCUGUCUCAGGUGGGAGCCCUUCCAUGCCCAGGGCUCGGGCUUGCCCGUUAGGGCAGGAGGAGUGGGGUUAGUUGCCUGGGAAACCUGCUUGCCUCUUAAAUCUCCAAAUGGACUUCCUGUCAAGUAGGCUACAGAUGGGCUGAGGUUGUAGCUCAGUAGCAGAGUGAUUGUUUAACUUUGAGGCCCUGGGUUUGAUCCCCAAAUAAAAGGUCCAGACACAAACUGAUGGCCUGCUAGGUACUGGGGUGAAGAAGCAGCCUCGCCUAAAGGUGUUGAGGGCGACUGAAGAGCCCCGAUGCCUUAGGAGCCCUUCUGAAAUCCAGGCAGUUCUGCAUGAAAAUUAACAUUUUUAAAGAGCUUGUCUACAGCUGACUCCACUGGAAAUGAAAUGUUUAAGUUCUGUCCGGGCUCCAAGUUAAUGUGCAGUCCUUCUAGGAUUGAGUCUGGCACGUCGGGGCUCUGCAAUUUCACCUGUGGCAAAGGCUCUUCGUUUUCCAUUUCUAUGCAAAUCUCUUGAAGCAGAAUUGUUUGCAGAUUUCCUCAUGGAAGGCAGGAUUUCUUUCAAACCUGAGGGAGGUCUGGGUUGUCUUGGAUUGUGUUCUUACCGUGAUGCUAACUUUGUAAGUCUGUGGCUUGGAUUUGCAAAUUUUACUUGUUCCGUUGAUGUUUCUAUGUGGUAAUUUUCAGUUUGGUUGUAAAAAGGGUCUGGGCUGAAUUUAGCAUUAAGAAACAUCCCAGAUUUUGAGAUUUGUAAUAAAAUUGAAACUUACUGUUUUUUCUAUGCCUUUUUGAACUCUUGUAAUUGGGUUUUGAUCACAUUUUAUAUUAAAGUGGCUAACACAUGG
Molecule: messenger RNA, 2040 nt
Organism: Heterocephalus glaber (naked mole-rat)
Lineage: Eukaryota; Metazoa; Chordata; Mammalia; Rodentia; Bathyergidae
Gene: Rpl22
Product: ribosomal protein L22
Biological process (GO): cytoplasmic translation
Cellular component (GO): ribosome
Molecular function (GO): structural constituent of ribosome; RNA binding
Source: RefSeq, a predicted model, not a curated record